Messenger RNA from Armigeres subalbatus, 360 nucleotides. RefSeq lists its product as uncharacterized. The transcript has a single exon. The record is from RefSeq and is a predicted model, not a curated record. Bases 1 to 360 code for a protein of 119 amino acids. Lineage: Eukaryota; Metazoa; Arthropoda; Insecta; Diptera; Culicidae.
AUGGUCAAUCGGCGACUUAGGGAGAAACUGGAAGCCGAUGGAAGGUUUGACUACCGUCAACACGAUUUUCGCCCAGGCUAUGGCACCAGCACAUACUUUGCCAACCUGGACAGUGUGCUCCCAGAAGCGUACGAGGAAGGCAAGCAUGUUGACAUUGUGUCACUCGAUAUCGCCAAGGCUUUUAACCGGACCUGGACCCUUUUGGUCCUUAGAAAACUACAAUACUGGGGUAUCACAGGCAACAUGCUUGCUUUCGUAAAAAAAACUUCCUCACCCGACGAACCUUGCAAGUGCAUAUUGGCGGCACAGCAUCAGACGAGUGCCCUGAAGAGACUGACGUUCCCCAAGGGUCGAUCCUAG